Molecule: messenger RNA, 363 nt
Organism: Dicrocoelium dendriticum
Lineage: Eukaryota; Metazoa; Platyhelminthes; Trematoda; Plagiorchiida; Dicrocoeliidae
Source: the annotation of a GenBank genome assembly
AUGCAACGGCUCCCUAUACAUGUACAACAGAUACUGGCUAACGCCCACCAGGAUACCGAACUAAAAGAUUUAGCCCUUAUGGCUGAUAAGAUAAUGGAGAUACAAACGCCAACGAUCUCAAACUUAUCACCUCGUACAUCUGACGACGAACUCGUUAAAGCCGUACGCUCCUUGCAACAACAACUGGCUUCCAUUACUAUCACCAGACGAAGGAGCAACUCUCGAUCUAAUCAACGGCGUACUCGGAGUGUUAGUCGUCUCCGUGGCAUAUGCUGGUACCACCGUAGGUUCCGCAACAAGGCGAAAAAGUGCGUGAAACCGUGUCGGUUUUCCGAUUCGGGAAACGACCACGCCAGCACGUAA